UUUUGGGGGGUUUUCCCCGUAUGUUCCUUUAAACGUUUGUAAAUAUGCCAACACUAGACAUAAGACAAGAGCCAAGAUGGACGUGGCACGUGACAACAGUGACUGGUCGAGCGUUCCAGACUGCUCCGGAUGAAACGAAGCACAGCACUGACCUUCUUGACGCUCCAUAACCCUUGGCCCCUCUCGCCAACGUCAGAGCUGCAGCUCGUCGUGGAAGAAGAGCAACUGAACGCUGACCGCGUGACCCAGGGGCCACACCCCAGCCCAGCGGGAGGCUUGGUCGGUUGGGGCUCUCCUCCACCACUGGGGCACGAGCCGGGGCCACCAGCCGAGAUCCCGCCAAGCAACCCCGGUGCUCCAGAAGGCGCCGGCCACACCUACACGUGUCUACGAUGCCAGAAGCGCUUCGCCACGCCGCACGGCCUCGAGGUGCACGCCCGGCGCGCCCACGCCGGCACGCGCCCCUUCGCCUGCGCCCUCUGCCACAAGACGUUCGGCCACGCGCUCAGUCUGGAGAGACAUCGGGCCACCCACGCGCAAGAGCGCAGCUUUGUGUGCAAGAUCUGCAGCAAGACGUUCAAGCGGUCGUCCACGCUCUCCACCCACCUGCUCAUCCACUCGGACACGCGGCCCUUCCCGUGCAUCUACUGCGGCAAGCGCUUCCACCAGAAGUCCGACAUGAAGAAGCACACGUUCAUACACACAGGGGAGAAGCCGCACCGCUGCGGUGUGUGCGGCAAGGCCUUCAGCCAGAGCUCCAACCUCAUCACGCACGCGCGCCGGCACGCCGGCGCCCAGCCCUUCCUGUGCGCGCACUGCGGCCGCGCCUUCCAGCGCCGCGUCGAUCUGCGGCGGCACGUCGACACCCUGCACGGAGCCGGAGCCGCCGCCGUCGUCACCGCCGCCGCCGCCGCCCCGGAGUGCCCCGAGUCCUGCUCGCCGUACGGGGCGAUGCGUCGCGACGCUCGGAGGACUCCGCGGCAGGACGCGGAGCGGGACGAGCGGGAGCGUCGCCAGCGUGUUCUGCAUCGUCUUGAACGCGAACAUCUGCAGCAGCAGCAGCACCAACAUCAGCAGCAGCAUCAUCAUCAUCAUCAGCAGCAGCAGCAGCAUCAUCAGCAGCAGCAGCAUCAUCAUCAUCAGCAGCAUCAGCAGCAGCUGGCGAAUGUCGAUUUCCGAUUUGGCCGCGCGUACGACGGGCGCUGCUACGCCGCGCUGUUCGGCGGCGCGGCCGACGAGGGCUUCGUCGUGCCGGGCUACGAGGGCCGGCAGCUGUAUGAGGCGCUGCUGUGGGCGGCGUGCCCGCGCCCGCCCGCCAGCGGCGGCGGCGGCGAGGGGCGGCCCUGCCACCCGGCCUGCCCCGGCGGGCCUCCGCCAGAGCACGCGUGGCACUCGUGCCGCGCGUGAAGUGACACGCGCGGCGCCUUAGUGCGCGCGUCCGUGUGUGUGUGUCCGUGUGUCCGUGUGUGUGUCUGAUACGGGAGAUCUUUGUCUUUGU
Messenger RNA from Petromyzon marinus (sea lamprey), 1498 nucleotides. The record is from RefSeq and is a predicted model, not a curated record. NCBI's taxonomy places the organism in Eukaryota, Metazoa, Chordata, Hyperoartia, Petromyzontiformes, Petromyzontidae.